This is a messenger RNA of Nycticebus coucang (slow loris), 3426 nucleotides long. RefSeq names its product potassium inwardly rectifying channel subfamily J member 11 (gene KCNJ11). Gene Ontology annotation, molecular function: ATP-activated inward rectifier potassium channel activity. The coding region runs from base 572 to 1744 and encodes 390 amino acids. Gene Ontology annotation, biological process: regulation of monoatomic ion transmembrane transport; potassium ion import across plasma membrane. The record is from RefSeq and is a predicted model, not a curated record. The transcript has a single exon. Lineage: Eukaryota; Metazoa; Chordata; Mammalia; Primates; Lorisidae. Gene Ontology annotation, cellular component: plasma membrane.
GCGCCGGAGCCCAAGGAGACAGAGAGGACGAGCGCUGGAGAGGAAUCAGAAGAGCGGCGGGGGCGCUCCCGGAGGGGUGGGCUAGGAAAUAGGAGGUAUACCUGCAGAAGGGACUGGGGGCGCUCAGGACAUGAAGCUACAGCGUGGAGGGGAGCCGGGGACCGAAAUGGGUGAGGCGGAAGACGCGUGGGGGUUGAGUGAGGUCCGAGUAGUUGGAAAGAUCCGGAGGUGCUAAGUUCUGAGGUGUUAAGGCUGAGUGGGGAGGGGCCCAAGGGGUGCUCAGCAGGUGAAGGAGAGCUGGGAGGAGGUCAGGUGAGAGCAGACGGGGUGGGGGGCUCCCUAGGCAAUGGGCAAGUGGGCUGAAGUGUGAAGCUGAUAGAAGUGAAACAUGAUCCAGGUGGGAGUGUAAGAGGCUCGUGGGAGAGGCAUCUCAGAAGUGAGGCCAGCACAGUCUGAGUGGUGGUCCCAGGGUGGGAGGGUGCCCAAGGAGGGGACACCACAGUGAGCCCUAGGCCAGGUUAGGGGGUGUACCCCCCAUGGGGGAAGCUGCUCCCUGGGGAUCACUGGAGCCAUGCUGUCCCGAAAGGGCAUCAUCCCUGAGGAGUAUGUGCUGACACGUCUGGCAGAGGACCCUGCGGAGCCCAGGUACCGAGCCCGAGAGCGGAGGGCCCGCUUUGUGUCCAAGAAAGGCAACUGCAAUGUAGCCCACAAGAACAUCCGGGAGCAGGGCCGUUUCCUGCAGGACGUGUUCACCACACUGGUGGACCUCAAGUGGCCACACACUCUGCUUAUCUUCACCAUGUCCUUCCUAUGCAGUUGGCUGCUCUUCGCCAUGGUCUGGUGGCUCAUCGCCUUCGCCCAUGGUGACCUGGCGCCUGUUGAGGGUGCUGGGGAGCCCUGUGUCACCAGCAUCCACUCAUUUUCAUCUGCCUUCCUUUUCUCCAUCGAAGUCCAGGUGACCAUUGGUUUUGGCGGACGCAUGGUGACUGAGGAGUGUCCCCUGGCCAUCCUGGUCCUUAUUGUGCAGAACAUCGUGGGGCUCAUGAUCAAUGCCAUCAUGUUGGGCUGCAUCUUCAUGAAGACGGCCCAGGCCCACCGGAGGGCGGAGACCCUUAUCUUCAGCAAGCACGCUGUCAUCGCCCUGCGCCAUGGCCGCCUCUGCUUCAUGCUGCGCGUGGGUGAUCUCCGCAAGAGCAUGAUCAUCAGUGCCACCAUCCACAUGCAGGUGGUGCGCAAAACCACCAGCCCUGAGGGUGAGGUGGUGCCCCUCCACCAGGUGGACAUCCCGAUGGAGAACGGCGUGGGAGGCAAUAGCAUCUUCCUGGUGGCACCCCUCAUCAUCUCCCAUGUCAUCGAUGCCAAUAGCCCACUCUACGACCUGGCACCCAGUGACCUGCACCAUCACCAGGACCUUGAGAUCAUUGUCAUCCUAGAAGGCGUGGUGGAAACCACAGGCAUCACCACCCAAGCCCGCACCUCCUACCUGGCCGAUGAGAUACUGUGGGGCCAGCGCUUCGUCCCCAUCGUGGCUGAAGAGGACGGACGCUAUUCCGUAGACUAUUCCAAGUUUGGCAACACCAUUAAAGUGCCCACGCCACUCUGCACAGCCCGCCAGCUUGAUGAGGACCGCAGCCUGCUGGAUGCCCUGACCCUUGCCUCAGCCAGAGGGCCUCUGCGCAAGCGCAGUGUGGCCCUCGCCAGGGCCAAGCCCAAGUUUAGCAUUUCUCCAGAUUCCCUGUCCUGAGCCGUGGUCCCAGGCGCCACCCAUAUGCGUGUGUGCACACGCAGUGUGGUAUAUGGUAUGUAGUGUGGACGUAAUGUAGGCCCCUCAGCCAGGCAGGGGCCUGGUUUGAGGCUGGCUUUCCCUGGCUCAGCUUCCCCCUGCUGCUCACCCUGGGUGUUACAAGGCACUUGUCACUACAGCUAUUUCUGGCCUCAGCAGGAGCCUGUACUGGGCUAUUUUUGUCCCUGCUCCUCCCAGCCCAGCUCAGGACUGGCUUGCCCCUCCCCUCCACCCCCACCCCAUGGUUUGGGGGACUGUGGGAAGUGCAGGGCUCUAAAGCUGGGUCCCCAGACAGUCCUGGGUCCCCAUGAUCAACUGGCCACAAGCUGGGCAGGUGGCUAGGAAAGAACAGUCUCCAGGCUAAGGGCCUGAUGCCCUGUUUCUGUGACUAUAAGAAAUUGCCUGUGGUCAGGUCCCAGACCCCUUCAUCCUUUAAACAGUGCCAGGCUAAGGGCUGGGCCUGAGUCUCAGGGAGGGCAGUUAUGAGAGAGCAUGUUCCAGCUGGAGGGUUGGUGCUACAGAGUCUACACAAAUGGACACCAGCCAAGGAUGAGGGGCCCUCCCCUGGGGCAGGCUCGGGCCAGGGAGGGAAGGCAGUAGGGGAGACUGGAGAUGUCCCUGACCUCUGCCCCCAACACCACCGUCCUGCAGUGAGGUGCUUCAUGGGCUGGGACUGCUGUACCUGCCUGCUCCCUUUCUGUCACCAAAGGCAGAAGACAAGGUGUGUCCAAUACAAUGAUGGACCUCAGACCCAAGUCUGGUCCUGGUUCUCCACUGGUGGCCACCACUUAGUUGGUCCAGAGGGUGGCCAUGUGUUGAGUGUUUUGGGGUUGCUGGAAAAGGAGGUAUUGGAAAGUUUAGGAUGGUGAAGUUGAGUGAGGUCCCUGAGGCAAAGAGGCACUUGGUCCUGACAGGCUUGGCCCCAGCCUGGACCCCUGGAGCAGGGCUGCAUGUCCUUGGCCAGAAUUCUGCCUUUCCCAUUGUCAAUAAAGCCUCCCCCUUCACGACCUAAACUCUGAACUGUUCUUGCUGGGGAGGCAGUGAGCGUGCUGGGGGAAGGGAGGGGGAGGGCUGGCAGCUGCCACCCUUCAAGAGGUGUCAUGGACCCUAGCAGGGAGGCCAGGGAAGGGACCUGCUGCUGGCUCCUGUUCCCCCAGCUCUGGAGGACAUUCCCCUCCUGCCUCAGGUGGCCAAGCAUCUCAGCCUUUGGACACCUACCAGUGCUUAUAGCCCUGGGUCUGCCUCCUCUCCCAGGGAUCUGCUAGAAGGUCGGGGUUUGGGGGAGGGGGCGGGGACACUUGUAGGCAUUAGUGUAGUGAUGGGAGCAUGAGCUCUCAAGCCAACUGCCUGGGUUUGAAUCCUGGCUCUAGCUAGAUGACUUUGGCCAAGGAACUUAACCUUUCUGUGUUUCAUCUAUAAAAUGAAGAUACUGGGCGGCGCCUGUGGCUCAGCAGGUAGGGCGCCGGUCCCAUAUGCUGGAGGUGGCGGGUUCAAACCCAGCCCCGGCCAAAUUAAAAAAAAUAAAUAAAUAAAAAUAAAAUGAAGAUACUAAUAGUACCUACCUCAUAGAAUUGUUGUGGGAGUAAGUGAAAACAUAUGUACAAUGCCUAAGUGCCUGGUCUACAAGUGCUUAAUAAAUGUUA